GAUUAAAGCAUGAAUGGGAGCAGCUUCCCAGCCACGAUGGAGAGAGAAGGCGGUUCAGGCUAUGGGAAUAAGGUUUCCUUCCAAAUGAGUCCCUGAGGUUCCUGCUGGCAGCUCCAGCAGUGUCCUGUAGAAGUGCCCUCCUGCUCCUGGUCCCAGCAGCUGAGGCCCCUCCAAACCUGCUUCUGCAAUGGGUGGGUUGUAAGCACUGGUAAUGAGGAGCUGUGGGUCCAGUCAGUCUUGGAGAUGCCGAAGAGACGAGACAUCCUGGCUAUCGUGCUGAUAGUUCUGCCCUGGACACUACUAAUCACCGUCUGGCACCAGAGCACCAUUGCUCCACUGCUUGCAGUGCACAAGGAUGAUGGUGGUGAUUCCCGGCGUGAUCUCGCUGCAGGCUUGGACUCCAAGGAAUACUGCUUGUCGGACCGGGACAUUGUGGAGGUGGUGAGGACAGAAUAUGUUUAUACCCGCCCACCCCCGUGGUCAGACACCCUUCCCACCAUCCACGUCAUUACACCCACCUACAGCCGGCCCGUACAGAAGGCAGAGCUGACUCGCCUGGCCAAUACCCUCCUGCACGUCCCAAACCUGCACUGGAUCCUGGUGGAGGACUCACAGCGGCGCACGCCUCUCAUCACCCGGCUGCUGCGGGACACGGGGCUUAACUACACUCACCUCAAUGUGGAGACACCCCGCAACUACAAGCUGCGGGGAGACAUGAGGGAUCCCCGCAUCCCCCGGGGGACCAUGCAGAGGAACCUUGCCCUGAGAUGGCUGAGAGAGACCUUUAACAAAAAUAACAGCCAGCCUGGGAUUGUUUACUUUGCCGAUGAUGAUAACACCUACAGCCUGGAGCUCUUCGAGGAGAUGCGCAGCACCAGAAAGGUGUCAGUGUGGCCAGUAGCCUUCGUCGGUGGCUUGCGCUACGAGUCGCCCAAAGUGAACGCUGCAGGGAAGGUCUAUGGCUGGAAAACUGUGUUCGACCCCCAUCGCCCCUUUGCUAUAGACAUGGCGGGGUUUGCUGUGAACCUCAGACUGAUUCUCCAGCGAUCUCAGGCUUACUUCAAACUGCGAGGAGUGAAGGGAGGCUACCAAGAGAGCAGCCUGCUCCGGGAACUAGUGACCUUGAAUGACCUUGAGCCGAAAGCUGCCAAUUGCACUAAGAUUUUAGUCUGGCAUACAAGGACAGAAAAGCCUGUGCUGGUGAAUGAGGGGAAGAAAGGAUUCACAGAUCCCAAUGUGGAAAUCUGA
Haliaeetus leucocephalus (bald eagle) is the source of this 1248-nucleotide messenger RNA. RefSeq names its product beta-1,3-glucuronyltransferase 1 (gene B3GAT1). The record is from RefSeq and is a predicted model, not a curated record. Gene Ontology annotation, biological process: carbohydrate metabolic process; chondroitin sulfate proteoglycan biosynthetic process. Lineage: Eukaryota; Metazoa; Chordata; Aves; Accipitriformes; Accipitridae. Gene Ontology annotation, molecular function: galactosylgalactosylxylosylprotein 3-beta-glucuronosyltransferase activity. The coding region runs from base 244 to 1248 and encodes 334 amino acids. The transcript has 6 exons. Gene Ontology annotation, cellular component: Golgi membrane.